Eruca vesicaria subsp. sativa (arugula) is the source of this 687-nucleotide messenger RNA. Lineage: Eukaryota; Viridiplantae; Streptophyta; Magnoliopsida; Brassicales; Brassicaceae. The record is from the annotation of a GenBank genome assembly.
AUGGACAUAGGGAUAGAUACCCAAGGUCUAGAAGACCUUUCUCAGGCCUCGAACGUGCCAGGUUUUGAUCCAUCGCAGACUACUAAGGACAACGACAAAUCAUGUGAUUGGUGGACUCCGAUGAGUACAGUCCAGAAAAUAAAGAUUGAACCAAUGCAAGAAAAUAAAGCUCCACCGCCAACUAAGUGGAAUAAAUGGCAAAGGAAACUUGAGCUUAGUGACUCACCGAUGCCGUCUGAUGGAAGAGGAGAACUUCCAUCUCAUGGACAAACUAAUAAAGUAUGGGAUAUCGAUGUUGAUCGUCUCGACUUUCCUCUACAGGGAAGGAAUAGGCAAUACGUGGAGAAGUUUGUUGUUAUGAUUCUUAGGAUAGUAAAGGCUGUUGCACCACCUGAAAACAAGAAGUAUCUACUCUUGGAAAAGUAUUAUAUCGUAGAGGUACUUCUGAAGGUUAGAUUGAACAAGAUUUUAUGUGAUUGCGGGGCAUAUGCACUCAAACAUUUGGAAUGCCAACUCCUUGGUCUUGACCUCAGUUUAGUGGAUGACGAAAUCAUCCAGGAUUGUCGUCAAAAGAUUGCUCUGGAUAUAUGGGAGGCUGCACAAGAUCCCAUUUUAAUUGAGUUGAUGACACAAUAUGUGCCUUCUAAUUUUGAGACAUAUAUUAUAUUUGACCUCGUAGAAGACUGA